ACAAGAAGCAAAAAAAACAAGGAAGUGGACCCAUUGCGAUCUACCGCCGUAAACCAGUUUGUUUAAACGACUCUGUGACAAGAUACGCAGAGUCUUCAGCAAUACUCUGACCUCCUCCCAACUUCGAACCGGACCGCAACGAUGAACAACAAAGGGUCAUAUCCACAGCAGAGUGUGUACCCUCAGCAGAGCAACGCACCCGUUUACCCCUCUGCUAUGCAGAUAUCUCCUCAGGCGCCUCCUUACACGGACACGCCUCCCGCAUACUCUGAGAUCUACCAGCCCAGAUAUGUGCUUCCCCCUCAGGUGACCGGCCAGGUGCCUCAGAUGUCCUCCCCUUAUGUCGGCACUCAGGUCUACAUGCCCAUGCAGCCGCAGAUGCCCGUCGGGGCGAUGGCCCAGAAUGUCCCCUUGGCGUACUAUCCCAUGGGGGCUGUGUACCCCCACGGUUCCACGGUGAUGGUGGAGGGUGGCUUCGACGCGGGCGCUCGCUUUACAGCCGGCAGCAGCGUUUCCAUCCCACCCCCGCCACCCGGGCACCCCCCGAAUGCGGCUCAACUGGCGGCCAUGCAGGGUGCCAAUGUGGUCAUGACGCAGCGCAAGAACAACUUCUUCUUGGGCGGCUCCAGCGGAGGUUACACCAUCUGGUAACGGCAACUGCUCCUUCACGCCUACGCCCAAUCCAGCUCCCACCCCCUCCCCAACAUCACGUACCCCCUCCCCCCUCCUCCUUAGGCUGCUUGGCCACAAUACUGAUAUCACCUAAUGGAAUGUAAUGUUUUUGAGCCCUUGUGAAAGGUACAGUACUCCACUUGUAACCUAGCGAUCAAAUGACGAACGCAAGUAUUUAACGUUGUAGAAUCCAUCCCGUCAUCCUUCAUUGCGUCAAGCUUUGGUUUUAGUUUAGGUCAUUCCAGGUUCACGAGAAUGGUGGCCUGUGCUUUGACACUAGUGGAUCAGUAGGUUAGUGAGGUAGCUAAACUCCAUAUAUUUCGCAAGGGUUAGGCUUUCUACGGUAACUUUUAAAAUCAAUUUAAGAGAUUAAAAUAUGGAAAAGCAUCACCUACCAACCAAUCAAAUCAUUUAAAAAGAGCGUCACAACUCCAACUAGGUUAACGAUUUAAAAAAAUAAAAAUAAAGGUUGGGGGGCUCUGAUAAAGUCUACACUAGAGGCUGACACAGGAGUGGUGGAGUCCCGCACCCACGCACUCCCAGAGGUUGAUUCCCACUCCCUCCCAAUCCCAAGGGAGUGUUUAAAAAAAAAAUAAUAAUAAUCCUGAUCACUCUCAAUCCCGAGUGUAAAAAAAAAAAAAAAUUUUUUAAAAUAAUAAUCAUAAAAAAAAUAUAAUAUCGGUAUAAAAUUUGCAGUACGUGUCUGCCUUAGUCACCGUAGUACACACUGUAAAUUGAAUUACCGAAAUGAUCAAGAAACAAAACAUAAGUUUAGUAACAAAAGCUGUUUUAGUCCCUCAGUUUAGCAAUGUUUAGCUCGAUGCUGAGGGGAAAUGUUCAAAUACUGAUUUGAUUAAAAAUAAAAUAAAAUUAAAUUAAACUGCAUCAUGGUUUCCACUCACGUCAACUCCUGUCAUGGGUUCCAUUCCCGGUGACUUUGUUUUCAUAGUUCCCGCUCCCAAUGACCUUCGCUCCCGCUCCUGCCGAAUGCCGUGAUUAAUGGUGAAAUUCCCUCCCAUACCGCGGGAAUCCCUUUGGACCCGGUGGGAAUCCCGAAAACUGUCAACCUCUAGUCUACACCAGAGGUUCUCAACUGGUCUCCCACAUUGUGCCAUGGUCAUUUUAACAGACGUCAAACCAAAUUAUUGUUCAGAAACAUUUCAGAGCACAUUACAAGGACCUGAAGAGUAAAGUCAAAUUGAUGAUUAACAUUACACCAACUACAUAAGGCCACGAAAUUAGACAUUGCCACAAUGGAACACAAACUGAGGAGGAUCCUGACAACUGCAAGUAUAGAAGUGUAUAAAAUAUUAAAAGUAUACAAAUAUAAUAAAGGCCCACACUUAACUACAUAUCACACACUGAAGGUUAUGUCUCUUCAUAUCCUCAAUGUAAAAAAAGUCCACUUUUGACUCAGUCAUAUUUAUCAGGAGCACAAACCUGAAGGCGCUAAGCCGGUGCGUGUUUCCAGUGCUUGUGCUUCACAAUUAAAAUCCAUAUCGGGUGUGCAUUAAAGCCUUCUUUUAAAUUAUUUUUGACCCACCCAGUUUUGAAUAUCUGGUCUUCAGACCAAAUUAUCACACUUCAGUCAGGAUCUUAAGAAAAGACAGUAGGCAAUAUUUAGAGCCACAUUCAUGUAGUUUAUGAUAGCCGAGCUCCUUAAUGGUGAACGUGAAACGCAAUUACAAAGUUGAACGCAAAAAAAUCCCCACUUGUCUUUUUUUUUUUUUUUUUUUUUUUCCAAAACCUUUUAGUGUAGUUAAAGUAAUAGAUGUCGUAGUUCCAUGUAAAUACCAGUAUGACUAUCACAAGAAAUUCUCAAGAAGAAAAAAAUACUUUGAGCUAGAUUAAACUUGUCUUAUACACAGUGUCGAAAAAAAAAAAUAGCAAGUAGCAUUUAAAGAACUUAAGUAAACAUUCUAGAAUGCACUUGCACCAAAAGUGGUUUACUGUACCUUGUUGGGCAACUUGUAGAUUUAACAUAGUCAAGUGCCAAAGAGCACUGGGGAUCGUCCCCAUUUAAUGAAACAAAACGCGAAAAGGAAAAUGGAAAGAUAUUUAGUUAAUCCAAAUAAUAAAUUGACUUGGACAGGCUGGUUGGUGUAACAUUUGUAGCUUUUUCAUUUUCUUUCUGUUUUCAUGUCGGAUACCCAGAGUUUAUACACUAAAUGUCUGAAAUGUGCAUACGAUUUCUGUUAUUUGAUUUGCUUUUAGUUUACUUGAUGAAAAGCCCCCUUUUGUGCUGGUUUCUAUUUGGCAUGUUUGAAAAAGUUCCUUGGUUUUCUUUAGUGAGGGCUUAUGAAUUGUUUGUUUAAAAAAAACAGUCAGUUGUACCAAAGAAAACAAUAAUAUUUUGCAUUAUCCGCUAAUCAGUCAUGGGAAUCUUCAAACAAAAUUGUGAGUUCUAUCACCUUUAAGUUGCACAUUACUAAUUAAAUAAAUGCACUAUUAAAAAAAAAAACUAUUAACAAAUUCAAGACAAGGGGUUGGUGGUUCUUUUUAUCAUCAUGGUUUUGUGUGAGUGUGUGUGAGUGUUAGGAAAACUGUGAAAUAUUGUGCCAACAGGCUUUACUGCUAUUUGCGUUAGUGAUGGGCUUAUUUAACGACAUCCGAUUAGAAAACAACUACUGGCGUUUGUGUAUGUUUGAUGACUAUUUCGUGUCUAACUUAACGUAAUAAUGUCAAGUUAAUGUAUGAGCUGUGUAAGGGUGCGGGGACAACUCCCUAGACAUACGAGGUUAAAUUAGGGGCAAAUAGUGGGGAAUUUGUCACAAAAUCUCAGAAGUCGGCCAGGAUUGGCCCAGUGGAGGUACGUGACUGGGCUAAGCCAAUCAAAAUGCUGUUUCCAUGUUUGCUAGAAACCCCUUUAACUUGUUCACUCAUUCAUUUCUGGAGGAAACUUGACCACCUCUCCACUCAUCAUUAUCAUGCUAGAUGUUAGGAUGAGUCUAAAAAGAAUAAAGCCCAAGAAUUUCCAUGACAUCCAGGAGUAGAUAAUUGCUGGUGCACUCAUGUUUAUUUGUUAACAGAAUUGAACCAAAAUGCACUUAUAUGAGACUUAAUUUCUAAUUCAGUCUGUAUGCUGUGAGUUGUGCACUUGUCUGAACAGAAAGUUGAUGUUUGGUGUUGUUGUUAACUGGGUGUCCGACAACGGUGUUCAGGUUUUGGCUGCUGUAGCCACAGGGGGGAAAAAAGCUCUCACGGAUACCAGUGUUGAUGACCCAGUUGACGAGGAAACAGAAACCAGCGGUGGCAGGGGUCAUUCAGUCAAAAGGGGGCCUGCAGCUUCCAAAACUUGAACAGACCUGUUUAGCUUUUGUUUUUUUUUCACGUAUGAUGGUGGUGCCAGCAAUAUGAAGUACAUCCUGUACAAGUGCAGCAGUAAUGCAAACCACAACCAGACAGACUUCCUCUCUGUUGAAGGAUCAUGGACAUUCCUGGUUCAGGGAUUCUCUUUCCGACGUUUUGUAAAAAAAAAAAAAAAAAAAAAACCGCAACGCUAAAGCGACGGACUUAUUAUGCACAUGUUCUGUCUUUUGAGAUGACUAAAGGAGACGAGUGUCAAUGACUUAGGUGCACUUAACUUUUUUAUACUAAACUUAAGAUUUAAAAAUGUAAGUUUAGAAUAAAGGUUAUUUUGGACAUUUGAGAAGUUGUUUAAAUUUAUUCACAUGUAAUGUAUUCAAAUGGGGCACACUGCUAAAUAAAGGACAUUGUUUUUUGUAACGUGA
This is a messenger RNA of Phycodurus eques (leafy seadragon), 4403 nucleotides long. RefSeq names its product DAZ associated protein 2 (gene dazap2). The coding region runs from base 142 to 651 and encodes 169 amino acids. The record is from RefSeq and is a predicted model, not a curated record. NCBI's taxonomy places the organism in Eukaryota, Metazoa, Chordata, Actinopteri, Syngnathiformes, Syngnathidae. The transcript has 4 exons.